This is a messenger RNA of Yamadazyma jaroonii, 1347 nucleotides long. The record is from the annotation of a GenBank genome assembly. Lineage: Eukaryota; Fungi; Ascomycota; Pichiomycetes; Serinales; Debaryomycetaceae.
AUGAGAGAAAUCAUUCAUUUAUCAACUGGACAAUGUGGUAAUCAAAUUGGUGCAGCCUUUUGGGAAACCAUUUGUGGUGAACAUGGUUUAGAUAAUAAUGGUAGUUAUCAUGGAACUAAUGAAUUACAAAGAUCAAAAUUAGAUGUUUAUUUCAAUGAAGCCUCAUCAGGAAAAUACGUUCCAAGAGCUGUUUUAGUCGAUUUAGAACCAGGUACUAUUGAUACCGUUAAAAAUUCCAAAAUUGGUAAUUUAUUUAGACCAGAUAAUUAUAUUUUUGGUCAAAGUAGUGCUGGUAAUGUUUGGGCUAAAGGUCAUUAUACUGAAGGGGCUGAAUUAGUUGAUUCAGUUUUAGAAGUUGUUAGAAGAGAAGCUGAAGGUUGUGAUUCUUUACAAGGUUUCCAAAUUACUCAUUCUUUAGGUGGUGGUACUGGUUCAGGUAUGGGUACUUUAUUAAUUUCAAAAAUUAGAGAAGAAUUUCCUGAUAGAAUGAUGGCAACUUUUUCCGUUGUUCCAUCACCAAAAACUAGUGAUACUGUUAUUGAACCUUAUAAUGCUACUUUAUCAGUUCAUCAAUUAGUUGAACAUUCUGAUGAAACUUUUUGUAUUGAUAAUGAAGCUUUAUAUAAUAUUUGUCAAAGAACUUUAAAAUUAAAUCAACCAUCAUAUAAUGAAUUAAAUCAAUUAGUUUCUUCAGUUAUGUCGGGAAUUACUACUUCUUUACGUUAUCCAGGUCAAUUAAAUUCUGAUUUAAGAAAAUUAGCUGUUAAUUUAGUUCCUUUCCCAAGAUUACAUUUCUUUAUGGUUGGUUAUGCUCCAUUAACUUCAAUUGGUUCUAAAAGUUUUAGAUCUUUAACUGUUCCUGAAUUAACUCAACAAAUGUUUGAUGCUAAAAAUAUGAUGGCUGCUUCUGAUCCAAGAAAUGGUAGAUAUUUAACUGUUGCUGCUUUCUUUAGAGGUAAUGUUUCAAGUAAAGAAGUUGAUGAUGAAAUGUAUAAAAUGCAAACCAAGAAUGCUCAAUAUUUCGUUGAAUGGAUUCCAAAUAAUGUUCAAACUGCUAUUUGUUCAGUUCCUCCAAAUGAUUUAGAUAUGAGUGCUACAUUUAUUGGUAAUUCAACUUCAAUUCAAGAAUUAUUUAGAAGAAUUGGUGAUCAAUUUAGUGCUAUGUUUAGAAGAAAAGCUUUCUUACAUUGGUAUACAUCUGAAGGUAUGGAUGAAGAUGAAUUUAAUGAAGCUGAAUCUAAUAUGCAUGAUUUAGUUAAUGAAUAUCAACAAUAUCAAGAAUAUAAUGCUGAAGAUGAACUUGAUGAUUAUGCUGAUGAACAAGUUAUGGAAGAUAAUAUGGAAUAA